GUAACGGCUGUACACGGAAGUAGCAGGAAGUAGUGGAGGAAUGAGCAGACGGGUGAUCGCAGCUGCUGCAGAACCUCAUUUGUCUCGUUCAUGGCUACUUAACAGAGGGGAUUGCAGAGAAGAUGACUUCGUACUCCUCCAGAGAGGCAGAGUUACAGAAGCUGCGUGACGCCCUAGCGGCAGAGAAGAAUACAGUUUUAGCGGAGAUGAAGAUGAGUGAUGAGCCGCAGGAGUCACACCGCCAGUGGUCAGAGGCCGCACAUGGCAGGAAUCGGGCUCUUCUUCAGGAUUUGCGGAAAGCUGAGAAGACUUUAAGGAGAAGAUCACAAGUCGCCCCUAACCACGCGAUCAUGGAACUGGAGAGUGACUAUUGGAAAUCUGUGGAACAGGAACUUCCUAAAUGGGAGCAGUUUCUACUCGGAAAAUCUCAGUUGCCUUUUGGAAUGAAAGAAAACCAGCAGAAGCUCAAACAUUCCCAAACUAUGCAGACACCAAGGAGAAGGAACCUGCCUCCUUCUGGCUGCAGCUCAAGCACUUUUCCAAGAUAGCCUCACAUCACGGGCCAGGUUUAUCCGUCUCUGUACUCCAGUAUGCCAUCUCCAGCCAUAUACUGACUCAUGUCUACAUUUCCAAAGGACAUGUUGAGAGUUGUAGUCCCACAACCGAUGUGCAUGAGUACAUGCUCCGCAACCUAGACCUUAAAACCAGACUAGGAGGACACAUGGGGCUUCACACAACAUUCUACAUAUAGAAACCACCGCAAUCACACAUUCUCAUGGUCAGUGGUGGUCCUGGCGGUAUAAUCCGCACAAAUCUAAUUGUUUAUUCCCUAUCCUGCGGGUAGGAGAAUAACUUGUAAGAACCGGAAUACCUCUUUAUUGCUUAUAUGCUUUUGGUUGCCUCGGAGCAGAUGUCGGAGAUUUCAUGCCGCUUUCGUCCAGUGGUAGACAUCUGCAACUUUGUUGACUAUAUAGACUUAUUCCACAGACGGGAUCUGUCAGCUGAAUAUGCUUCCUAUGUAAGUGCAUGUGCAGGUCCAUACUCCUAGUAGCCUGAGGCCCCUUUUCACACGGGCAAGAAUUCCGCCCGGGUGCAAUGCGUGAGGUGAACGCAUUGCACCCGCACUGAAUCCGGACCCAUUCACUUCAAUGGGGCUGUGCACAUGAGCGGUGAU
This is a messenger RNA of Bufo gargarizans (Asiatic toad), 1174 nucleotides long. RefSeq names its product chromosome 7 C3orf14 homolog (gene CEP15). The record is from RefSeq and is a predicted model, not a curated record. Bases 123 to 548 code for a protein of 141 amino acids. NCBI's taxonomy places the organism in Eukaryota, Metazoa, Chordata, Amphibia, Anura, Bufonidae. The transcript is spliced from 5 exons.